AUGUCGGACCCCCAGCUGUGCAGCCGGCCCACCGCCAAGCCUCUCCUGCCCAAGUGCUCAGGUGAGGGAGGAGGUGAGGAGCGUCCCGGCGCUGUGGGCCUCGUGGCGCUGCCCGGGACCCCCGGGACCCCCUGCUGUGUGUGUGUGGAGAUGGAGCAGAUCCGGCGCUGCCUGCGCUCGGAGCGGAUCUGCUUCCUGCCGGUCCUGGCGUGUCUCCUCAGCCUGGCGCUCUGCACCGCCGGCCUCAAGUGGGUCUUUGUGGACAAGAUCUUCCAGUACGAGCCCCCCACUCACUUAGACCCUAAACGCAUCGGGCAGGACCCCUUCAUCAUCUCAGCGGACCCCCAGCCGGGACGCACCGGGACCCCGGGACGCCCGGAGGUCCUGCUGGAGGACGCGCCCACACGAGGGCCGCACACAGUGACUCAGGCGGAUUCCUCUGUGACGCUGAAGUACCACGCUGAGCGGACCCCCGUCCCGACGCAGACCCCGCCCCCCUCCACACAGGAGACCAACGACAUCAUCGUCCCAACAGUCCGUGAGUACCCAGCACGCCGCCUCAGACAGGAAGUGGUUCUGUGUAACCUUGGACUCAACAAGAGACAAAAACAAGAGAAACUGAUCGAGCUGUUUGAGCAGUGGUUGUCCUCCACCAGCACCACCAGGACCACCAGGACCACCAGGACCACCAGGACCACCAGUACCACCAGUACCACCAGUACCACCAAGACCUCCAGUCAUGUGACGCGCUGCAGCGACAGCCAGAGGAACUACUGCGUGAACGGAGGCGAGUGCUUCACCCUGGAGAUCACGCCCGGCAGCACCAAGUUCCUCUGCAGGUGUCCAAAUGAAUUUACUGGUGAUCGCUGCCAAAACUAUGUAAUGGCCAGCUUCUACAAACAUCUGGGGAUUGAGUUUAUGGAAGCUGAGGAGCUGUAUCAGAAACGUAUUUUAACAAUAUCAGGAAUCUGCAUUGCACUCCUAGUCGUUGGAAUCAUGUGUGUGGUUGCCUACUGCAAAACAAAGAAGCAGAGGAAGAAGCUCCACGAGCGUCUGAGGCAGAGUCUGAGGAACCAGAGGAACAACAACACCAACGCUGGAAUCGGUUCCAACUCUGCGACCUCAGCCCGAGCACGUCGGAUUUCUAACUUGCCUCUUCAAGAUUUGCAGCUCACCAAAAAAUGUAACGGGCCGACUCGGCAGCCUUCAGCCGAGAGGGCGUCGGAGACGAGCUUCUCCCCGAGCAGAUGUGAAGCCACAACUCUCACGCACGUGUCCAGCCAGAGCUGGAGUAAUGACUGGAGCGCCACGGUUCUGUCUGACACUGAGUCUGUCUCGGUGAUGUCAUUGGCGGAGAAGAGCCCGAGCGCCAUGCAGGUCGGGGGGGGGGGGCGUCUGAACGCCAGCGGUGGCGCCGGAGACUUAAGUGAUGAGAUGAGCCGGGUCACAGUCGCCUCGGACAGCGACCGUGUGGAACCUGAGCUUUGUGUUGACUUGCUUGUUGUGUGUUGUAGGUUUGUGUCUCUCGUGACCUCUCCGGUGACCCCGGGCUCCCCCCCCUCAGAGGUCUCCGCCCCCCUGUCCAGCCUGGCCGUCUCCAACCCCUCCGUGGCCCUGAGCCCCUCCGGUGAGGAGGAGCGCCCCCUGCUGGUGUCCCGUCAGACGCACACCAGCCGGGACGAGCAGAAGAGGUCGUCUGCUCACUACAACCACGGUCACAUGACUCACAGCUUACCGCCCAGCCCGCUGUUCCCCCCCGAGGACGUUCAGUACGACCCCCCCGAGCAGACGCCGCCUGAGAUCCACACGAACAACAACGUCAGUGACUGCAGCAGCAAAACAGGCGGAGUCCUCCGUGGUCAGGUGCUGCGUGGCGUGGAGUCCAGGGGGGGGCAGGUGUCGGCUGAGGAGCCUGGGGGGGGGGGACACGCGCCCUUCCUCACCGCAGAGCGAGCUACGGCCCUGCUGCUCCGAGCCGCCGCCGCCGGCAGCAGGACUAACUCGGCGUCGUGUCACGACCACGAGCAGCUGGCGCCCCCCCGACCGGAUCCCGUGGCCGUGUGA
Limanda limanda (common dab) is the source of this 2064-nucleotide messenger RNA. RefSeq names its product neuregulin 1 (gene nrg1). NCBI's taxonomy places the organism in Eukaryota, Metazoa, Chordata, Actinopteri, Pleuronectiformes, Pleuronectidae. Gene Ontology annotation, biological process: activation of transmembrane receptor protein tyrosine kinase activity; animal organ development; cell differentiation. Gene Ontology annotation, molecular function: chemorepellent activity; protein tyrosine kinase activator activity. Bases 1 to 2064 code for a protein of 687 amino acids. The record is from RefSeq and is a predicted model, not a curated record. The transcript has 10 exons.